Messenger RNA from Carassius auratus (goldfish), 1677 nucleotides. RefSeq names its product tetraspanin-1-like. Bases 297 to 1031 code for a protein of 244 amino acids. Lineage: Eukaryota; Metazoa; Chordata; Actinopteri; Cypriniformes; Cyprinidae. The transcript has 8 exons. The record is from RefSeq and is a predicted model, not a curated record. Gene Ontology annotation, cellular component: plasma membrane.
UGUAGUUGUGUUGAUCCGAUGCCUCAGGACUGAACCUGGCUGAAAUCAGGAGCUCCGUGACAAACAGACGCGUUACACCCAACAACUCCCUCUCCAGAGACAGACUGAGAGAAGUAGGAGUUGUGUGUCACUCCCACCUGUUCACUCCAUCCCUCCUCUCGGUAAAAACCAGCUUCACGUGAGCGACAGAAGAGAGAGAGAGAAACAGGAGGCGCGCGAAGCACACACACUCGGGGAUUUAGCGCAUCUGCUAAACUCAAACAUUUGACUAAAGGUGUCAUAUACAGCCAAUAAAGAUGGGUUGCUUUGGAUUUUUGAAAUCAGUGAUGUUUCUCUUCAAUGGUAUCAUCUUUGUGGCAGGAGCAGCUAUUCUGGGAGUGGGGAUCUGGGUGAAGGUGGACAGUGGGUCGGUCCUGAGCUUUCUGCAGAAAAUACAAGGAGCCCCAGGUGAGCUGGGGAAGGUGUUGAACGUGGGAUACCUCCUCAUCGCAGUGGGUGCUGUGCUGCUCGUCCUGGGCUUCCUGGGCUGCUGUGGAGCGAUCAAAGAAAGCAGGUGUAUGCUGCUGCUGUUCUUCAUCAUUAUUCUGAUUGUGUUCAUUGUUGAAGUCGCUGGAGCGAUCGUGCUGCUGGCCUUUAAGCCUCAGGCUGAAAACCUGAUAAAACAGAUGGAAAGCGAAGUUGUGAAAAGCCUCAAAUACGAUUACUGGAAAAAUGCGGACAUCACUGGACUGUGGAACACGACCAUGUCCACGCUGAAGUGCUGUGGAUUCAACAACUAUACAGAUUUCACAAAUUCUGAAUUUAAGAACAAGACCAAGAGUUACCCAGCUCAGUGCUGUAAUAAAGCUCUGUGCGAUGACAAAACAGCUUUAGGUUUGAAUAUACAAGGUUGUUUCCCAGCCCUGAAGAAGCUGGUAGAUGAUAAUUCAGUUAUCAUCAUAGCUGUAGCACUGGGGAUCGCUGCUCUUGAGCUUGUAGCGAUGAUUGUCUCCAUGAUCCUGUAUAAUAGAAUAGGAUCAAAACAGGCUUGAUGUCUCACCUUUAGCUUGAACAUCUCUUUGAGGAUGAGGUGGAUCAUCUGUGAUCAUAUCACUGUGACUUUUUCAAACAUUUCGACCUGUGUCAAACUAUAUGACACCACAAAUCCCUCUGGGCAUGAAAAAAAAGAAAAACAAGUAAAUUCAGACUGUUAAGCCUAAACUUUUGACUGCAAACAUGAGUUUUGAGAAGUCCCAUUAUGUUAAAAUGAGCUGUUUUAAUGCUAAAUGUAGGCCUUUCUGAUUGUUUUUUGUUACUUUUUUUACUUUGCCUAUGCAAGACGUGUCCUCAUCUAAAAACGCAAUGCUUUCUUUAACUGCAUGACAACCAAGGCAUUAUUUGAUCAUUCUGGACACAUUAAGGGCUUUUCCUGCUGACGUUAUAUGUGCAAUGACCAAAAAUGGCCAAAUGUUUUCUACCAAAUGUUGCUGAUUGUAAUUCAUUGUAAACUUUUUACCAAUCAAAGCCAUUUUAAAUAAUGUGUCAGUUCGUGCGAUAAAGCACAAUGUUUUAUUUUAAAAUCUGUUGUUUAAAGUAUUUUAGUAAAAACAACAACAACAAAAGAUGAUUAUAUCAUGUUGCUAAAAUGUUAAUUGUAAGAUGUUUAUUUUGACAAUAAGUAUAAAAGCAAGAUUUCAA